UAGUUUCACCGUAUGUUUUGGGCUCGGUGAGUGACACGCUCGGGAGGCGACAGGCGCCGUAAUCUUUGAAACAACUAUAAAAUGGCCUUUGCUGUGCAAAUUCGUCAGCAGCUGCAGGCAUUGGUUUCAUCUGGAGGGUCACACAAAGAUCAUGACAAGUAUCGGGCAGUGCUGGACAACAUUCUCAAAGUUGGCAAUGAAAAUGAUAUGGCAGAGGGCCUUCAGGCAUUCAUUGAAGCAAUUGUGAAAGAGACAGUGAGCUUGGUAAUAUCACGACAACUGCUCUCAGAUGUGUCUACUCACCUUACCUCAAUGGCAGAUCAUGUUGCCAAGACUGUCGCACAUUUUACGCUUGAUAAAGUACAACCUCGAGUCAUUAGUUUUGAGGAGCAAGUAGCCAGUAUCAGGCAGCACUUGGCAGACAUUUAUGAACGUGAAAGCUCAUGGAGGGAUGCUGCUGCCGUUCUUACUGGCAUUCCACUGGAAACUGGGCAAAAACAGUAUAGCGUUGAUUAUAAACUUGAGACAUACCUCAAGAUUGCUCGUUUAUAUCUUGAAGAUGAUGACCCAGUACAAGGAGAAGCUUACAUUAAUCGUGCUAGUAUUUUGCAGGCAGAGUCUAAGAGUGAGCAACUACAAAUUUAUUACAAAGUUUGUUAUGCACGUGUGUUGGAUUAUCGUCGCAAAUUUAUAGAAGCUGCCCAGCGUUAUAAUGAACUUUCAUAUAGGCCAAUUAUACAUGAGGAUGAGCGUAUGGAGGCACUCAAAAAGGCUUUAAUAUGCACAGUGCUGGCAUCAGCAGGACAGCAGCGUUCAAGAAUGCUGGGCACGCUUUUCAAGGAUGAGAGAUGCCAGCAGCUACCUUGCUACCACAUCCUGGAGAAGAUGCACCUGGACCGCAUCAUCCGACACAAUGAACUCACAGAAUUCCAAAACAUGUUACAACCUCACCAACAAGCGACUACAGCUGAUGGUUCUACUAUUUUGGAUCGCGCAGUGACAGAGCAUAAUUUACUGGCUGCAAGCAAGCUAUAUAACAAUAUUACUUUUCCGGAACUGGGUGCUCUGCUUCAGAUCUCCCCAGCCAAAGCAGAGAAGAUUGCAAGUCAGAUGAUCACAGAGGGAAGAAUGAAUGGCUACAUUGAUCAGAUUGAUGGCAUCCUACACUUUGAGGCUCGUGAUGUACUUCCCCAAUGGGACAAACAGAUCCAGUCUCUCUGUUUCCAAGUAAAUGGAAUAAUAGAAAAAAUCAACACAGCACAUCCAGAAUGGGUAGCCAAGAUCAUGGAUGAACAGAUGGUGCAGUGAAGAUAUUUGGAUAUUAAGUUGGAUGAAGUAAAUGAGUCAAUUCUUGUGUAUAUGUAAACUUAUUCACAUACAUAUUUACACAUCCAUUGAAAAAAGUCAUAUUUGACUGGAAUUUGCUAAUUAUUCUGCUUUUGAAGAGUUUUUUUUGUCAAUAAAGGAUCUGCCCAGUGUAAUUCCAAUAAAAAUAUGUUAUGAUUUUGUCAAUUAUUCCUCUUUUGAAGAGUUAUUUGUCAGUAAAUGAUCUCCCCAUUGUUAUUUCAAGAUUAUAAAUGUUUGAAAUUAUUCUGAUGUAUAUUUAGUAUAGUAUCUUGGCCAAUGAGGAAUUGCAGGUUUUCAUUGUAGUCUAAAUGUUUUUAGUUUGACUGCAAAAUAUGUCACUGAAUCAGAUAAGUACCUCUUAUAUAUGAUAAUUAGUAUCCUUCACUAGCAAUCAGUUAUCAGUGUUUUUUUUUCUCUUGUUUGUGAAUAACAUUACCCAAACGAUAAAUUAAAUGAAUAAAAAAGAAA
Penaeus vannamei (Pacific white shrimp) is the source of this 1815-nucleotide messenger RNA. It is a transcript of the gene CSN4, whose product is annotated as COP9 signalosome subunit 4. The record is from RefSeq and is a predicted model, not a curated record. Lineage: Eukaryota; Metazoa; Arthropoda; Malacostraca; Decapoda; Penaeidae. Gene Ontology annotation, cellular component: cytosol; COP9 signalosome.